This is a messenger RNA of Manduca sexta (tobacco hornworm), 5480 nucleotides long. RefSeq names its product lethal(2) giant larvae protein (gene l(2)gl). The transcript is spliced from 27 exons. Bases 225 to 3584 code for a protein of 1119 amino acids. Gene Ontology annotation, molecular function: syntaxin binding; GTPase activator activity; myosin II binding. The record is from RefSeq and is a predicted model, not a curated record. Gene Ontology annotation, biological process: cortical actin cytoskeleton organization; regulation of Notch signaling pathway; establishment of spindle orientation. Gene Ontology annotation, cellular component: cortical actin cytoskeleton; plasma membrane; cytoplasm. NCBI's taxonomy places the organism in Eukaryota, Metazoa, Arthropoda, Insecta, Lepidoptera, Sphingidae.
UUCGAAAUCUCACAAAAGUUUGUGUAAAUUCCAUGUUUUUUGGGUUCGGCAGUUAUCGAUUGCGUUAUCUGCCGGUUAUCUUGCGAUUCCAAGAGAGUGUCGUGUUAUUAUCUCUACGCGGUGGCUAGGUGAUGGUAUCUGGUGGCCAGUAGUGGAAGCAAGUCAGUCGGCUUCCCGAUGCCGGUCGGUGUGCUAGUGUUCGCGCGUCAAAGCAUGCAAUCAUAAUGGCCGGCAGAAUGCUAAAGUUCAUACGCGGCAAGGGCCAGCAGCCCUCUGCUGACAGACAGAAACUCCAGAAUGAACUGUUUGCUUUUCGCAAGACAGUCCAGCACGGCUUCCCCCACAGAGCGUCGGCGCUCGCCUGGGACCCGCUGUUGAGGCUCGCGUCCUUCGGCACCGCCACCGGCGCACUCAAGGUCUACGGCAGGCCAGGAGUCGAGCUAUACGGACAACACACCAACUCAGACUCCUCGGUUAUACAGAUACAGUUCGUACAUGGCACAGGUAGACUAGUGUCACUAUGCGACGACAACAGCCUACACUUAUGGGAGAUAAACGAAAAAUCUCUAGUAGAGUUAAAGUCACAUACUCCCGAAGGCAAGAACAAGAAGAUAUCGGCACUAUGUGUAGAGUCGUCGGGGAAGAACUUACUGCUCGGCACAGAGGGCGGCAACAUAUACACACUGGACCUCACUUCGUUCACAAUCACAGAAGAUGUCAUAUACCAGGACGUCGUUAUGCAGAACUGUCCAGAAGACUUCAAAGUGAACCCGGGAGCAGUGGAGGCGAUCUGCGAGCACCCCAAAGUGCCCGCGAAGAUCAUCAUCGGGUACAACCGGGGGCUCGUGGUGUUAUGGGACCGCGCGGCGGCGGCGCCCACACACACGUUCGCGUCCAACCAACAGCUAGAGAGCUUGUGUUGGAAUGAUGAUGGAGAGCACUUCACGUCGUCCCACAACGACGGGUCGUACGUGACGUGGGAGGUGGCGGGCGCGGCGAGUGACCGCCCGCUGAAGGAGCCGGUGACGCCGUACGGCCCGUACCCGUGCAAGGCCAUCACCAAGAUACUCAACAGGACCAGCAUCGACGGCGAGGAGCUCAUCGUUUAUGCAGGUGGCAUGCCACGUGCUUCGUAUUCAGAUAAAUACACAGUAACGGUGCAACAGGGAGAGAAGCACGUAGCGUUCGAUUUCACAAGCCGUGUGAUAGAUUUCUUCACAACGACGCCGGUGCCGCCCGACGGUGUGCCGGUGCAAGAGGAGCGUCCAGACACACCUGCGCAGAUACAAGUACAAACCGUCAACCAAGUCGCCUCCGCUUUGGUGGUGCUAGCAGAAGAAGAGCUGGUGGUGAUAGACUUGUGCGACGCUCGCUGGCGCCCGCUGCGGCUGCCGUACCUCGUGUCCAUCCACGCGUCGGCCGUCACCACCGCGCAGCUCGUCGACAACGUCGCCGCUAACGUCUAUGAUAAUAUUGUUGCUGCUGGUCAACAUCAAACAGAGAACAUGUAUUCUGAGAGUCCGUGGCCGAUCUCUGGCGGGUCUGUGGAGAGCAGCUCGCCGUCGGAGCGGCAGGUGCUGCUGACGGGGCACGAGGACGGCUCCGUGCGCUUCUGGGACGUCACCGACGUCGCCAUGACGCCGCUGUACAAGUACACCACCGCGCAGCUGUUCAGUGGCGAAGAGAUAGGCGAGAACAAUGACAGCCAGACCGAUGAAGAGGAGUGGCCUCCGUUCAGGCGGGUCGGCACGUUUGAUCCUUAUAGCGACGAUCCAAGACUAGCUGUCAAACGGGUAAUUCUAUGUCCACUGUCCGGUAUGCUAACAAUCGGCGGUGCUGCCGGACACAUAGUGAUUGCUGCCUUGAAAACAACUACAAACACUACUGAAGUUAAGUCUAUAACAGUGAACAUAGUGUCAGACCGCGACGGCUUCGUGUGGAAGGGACACGAUCAACUCACGCUGAGAUCCGGCUCACAUACAUUCCCGCAAGGUUAUCAGGCGACGUCGGUGUGCCAGGUGUCGCCGCCGGCCGCGGUGACGGCGCUGGCGGCGCAGUGGGAGUGGGGGCUGGUGGUGGUGGGCACGGCGCACGGGCUCGCGCUGAUCGACGCGCUGCGACACGCGCCGCUGCUGCACAAGUGCACGCUCAACCCACACGAUCAUUCCGGAGCCGGUGACACACCAAUUUCCAGAAGAAAAUCCUUCAAAAAAUCACUAAGAGAAUCAUUCAGGAGGCUUAGGAAAGGCAGAUCACAGAGACGACAAACCACAUCGAAUCCCACAUCACCUACACAACCGAUUCCCAAAAAGCCAAUCGACAAAGCUGCAUCAGAGACGGACGCGGAGAUCAAGCCGAUCGAGCGCGCGGUGGAGGCGCGGUCUACAGACGACGCGUUCGGGUCAAUGGUGCGAUGCCUUUACUUCGCUAGGACAUUCCUUAUCAACACACAAACUUCCACGCCGACACUAUGGGCGGGCACAAACAACGGCACUGUAUACGCAUUUACAUUAAACGUACCCAACAGCAACAAGAGGAAAGACGAACCUGUAACAUGUCAGCUCGCGAAAGAGAUCCAGUUGAAGCACAGAGCUCCGGUUAUAGGCAUCACAAUUUUGGAUGGAGCAUCUGUACCACUGCCUGAGGCUUUGGAGGUGGAGCGCGGGGUGUCGCCGCUGCCGGAGCCGGGCACGCACCGCGUGGUGAUCACCUCCGAGGAGCAGUUCAAGAUCUUCACGCUGCCCUCGCUAAAGCCGCACAACAAGUACAAGCUGACCGCACAUGAAGGCGCCAGGGUGCGUCGUACGGCGUUCUCGUGGUUCGAGUGCGGGUCGGGCGCGGAGCGGCACCGCGAGUGGUGCCUGCUGUGUCUCACCAACCUCGGGGACGUGCUCGUGCUGUCCGCCGACCUGCGCCGGCAGAUCAACGCCGCCGCCGUACGCAAGGAAGACAUCAACGGUAUUUCAAGUCUAUGCUUCUCAAAACGAGGUGAAGCUCUCUACUUACACUCCUCUUCAGAAUUGCAACGAAUCACACUUUCAGCAACAAAGGUAACGAUCGCACAAUGUCACGUGACACUGUCUCCGUGGGCGAUCGCGCUGCGCGGAUCUGCGGAGGAAGCGCCGCUCACCAACGGUGAACAUAAGGAGGAGGUGGCGGAGACAGCGCACGACGUGACGGCCGCGUCGGCCGACAUCACGGUGGACUCGGUGCGCGACCACACCGCCGCGCCAGAACAACCGCCGGAGCUCAACAUCAACUUGCAGAAUACGCAAGUGAACACGAGCUCAAUGGUUGUGAAAACGACGACACGGACGACCAUGAACGAGACGAACGCGGACGGCGUCACCACGACCACCACCACCACCACCACGUCCAACGCCAGCGAUAACAUCCUAGAGCACAGUCGUGAGGAGGGAGUCAUCACGCGCAUCGAGACGGGAACUGUGACGGUGCCGGCCGGCACCGACCCGAAGCUGAUUCUCGAGAUGUUUGACCGCCAGCGCUCGCCGCUGAGCGUGCCCGUGCCGCCCGCGCACGCCAACCACACCGCCCAGCCCGCCGCCGCGCCCGACGCGCAGUAACCGCGUUCACACCACUCCGCUACCUUCUACCGAUCCAACACUGUUUCAAAUCGAUUUUAUACGAAAUAUUAACCCACAUUAUAAUUUCGUACCCAGCGGCGAUUUGUACAUAAGGGGGAUACUCACUCCACCGAAACUUCACGUCGGAAAAUUGUUCUUUAUAAGUACUCCAUAUGUAAUACAAUUAUUAGUUUUAAAGUAUGUUUUAACAUUACUAGUGGCAAUUUGUCUCUUCUAUAAUGCCUAGACAGCUAAAUAUACUGCCAUCAAUGGAAAAAUUUUACUUGUAUACCGAAUUGGUUUUAUAUCUCUAGGUAUACAAAAUCAAAAUAAAAAAAGAUGUUAACACUUGUUUUAAUAUAUUUUAAUUGUUUUCUCUUUAUGUAAAGGCUUUUAUUCAUUUGUCAUCUACUUUUAUUGAAUACUAGAAACUAAUUUGUAAAAAUCUAUAAAACGAACUUCGCAUCGAUAUUACGUUGUUCAAGCGUUUAUCAGUACAUAUUAUGACAUCAUUAACUAUAAAAUGAAGCCCAAAAUGCAUUUUAAUAUAGUAGGCUAUAUUUCCGUCAAUUUUAUUACGCAUGAUUGAUUUUAAUGAUAUAUUUGGGUGUAUUUUUCUUGAAAUAUAAAAUAACUAGAUACUUUUAUACAUUUUAUUGUAAUUCUAUAAUUUAAUCCGUACUUAACUGUGUCUAUUACGAGAUUAUUUUGCUUGUUGUAUGAAUAAACUGUAGAAUUUUCAAAUAUGAAUACAUCUUGAAUUAUCACUAUUAUGUUGGUAUAUUUUAUCAAGUUUAGCCUGAGUAUAACAUUUUAUUAUUAAGAAUAUUUUACUGUACACAUAUAGACAUACUAUAAUUACGAACUACUUCAGGAAAUUUAUAUAACCAUUUUUUGCUAUCAUAAGCUCAUUCUUUUAUCCUAUAUGGUCUUUAAAAUAAAACGUAUUAUUUUAAAUUUUAGUACAAAAUCCGGAAAGCCAUAACCGCAUUAGUUGUAUUAGUAAAGUUACAAUAUAAUUGUGCAUUGUAUUGAAGGUAUUUAAAUUAAGUAAAAUGUGAAAUUAAUUUACUAAUUUAGCUUUUUAAGUUUAUAUAAACAUUCAUUCGGGGUGAAUGUAAUGUGCCUAUUUAUUUCUUUUUUAUAAUUACAAAAAUUGUAUCUAGGUAAAGUAGAGUAAGGAUUUUUUGACAAUUAGUAUUGACUAGAGUAUAGUAUUAUAAUAUUAAAAUACCAUUUAGAUUUCAAUGGCAAUAUUCGAUUAAUUUUAUUGCCAGUUAAGUAAAAUUGUUGUAUUGCACCACAUAGUUCUUUGUAUUGUAUAUUCAGUAUAAUAUUAAUUGUAAUAAAUUAUAAACAAUUAAAGUACGCAAACUUAUAUGCAAUAUUCUUUUUAAAUUUUUAAUGAGAGUUUUCUUUUUAAUUUUAUUUUUAUCUGUGUACGAAUUGCUUUAUAUAAUUUUUGGAAUGACCUGCGGAAUUGAACGAAUGGAAGGCGCUACUUGGAGAUAUGUGAUUUUAUCUGGCCAUUAUAAGUGGAUAGGUCCGUUUAAGAUGAUGACGCGUUGUUUUAUUAAGGCAGCUUAUUUGGAGUUAUUGAAUGCACAUUAUUACAUCACAACUCGUGAUAUAAGCGAAUGAUUUUUUAGACGUUAUACUUUUAAUAAUAGAUAUAAAUUAUAAUAUAAGUUGAAUGUGCCUGCCUUUUUUUAACAUUUUACAGUCGUGCUGUAGGUAUAACGAGGGCAGUGCAAGGGAUAUAGAAUCCUAAGCACCCCUGUUUAUAUUGAAUGUACAAUUUUUCCUGUAUCUAUUGUGGCAUUUUUAAAUAUUUGAUACGAACGAUUUGUAUCCCAACAUUCUUACGUGAAAAUAAAUGCUAAGAUUAUAAAGCCA